CGGAUGGUGAGAUAUUAACCAACUUCUCGCGUUUACCAUCGAUCGUAGUCGAUUACAAGAGGGAUUUGCUGUGGACAAAUUUGCGAGGCCGACUUUUGAUGUUCUGUUUAUGAGGCGGCACGCGUUUUAUUGUGAAUAACGGACCUAACGGACUCAACGGAAUUACUGAACUUAUGUGGUAAAAUACGCACAACCACCAAGUGUGCGUCUCGAAUCUUACUACGGGUUCCCCACACCGGUGUCAUCGUCGUCGUUUAACAUAACCUCAAAGUGACCAGAUAGUCAAGAAAAUUUUAGCCGGGGAAAGCAUGAAUCCUUUGGGAGGUGAUGGAAGUGGAGACGGGGACGUGGAACGACGUGGAAUCGGACGUGGUCGUGGUAGGGGUCCGUGGACUUCCAGCCCACAGGAUAUUCCCAUAUUAAGGAGACCGCAUCAUGCUACAUCUGGAAUGCAAACAGGGUCAGUAGAAUCAAGAAGCAUGGAACAGGGCAAAUUGGAUAAGUCUUUCGAUGAUAUUAUCCAGAAUUCUACAUUGUCCGUUCAUGCAGCUGAGUUUGUUCCAAAGUCAUAUCCUGUUAAGCAGCGUCAUCAACAACAGGUAUAUAUACAUAAACACUCAGUUCAGGAUAGGUUACAAGUGGCACGUGAAAUACCUCUGCAAUCACAAAUUCAGCAAAAUCCUGCGUAUAAUUAUGAUACUUCUCAACAUUAUCAACAGGCACAACAAGUUCAACAGUUUGAUAACCUUUCACAACAGCAACAGCAAGAGCAGCAAUCAAAUAUGCAGGACUAUGGUCAUUUUGACGAUGGUUCAGGAGACUACAGAGACAAACAUCAGGACUCAAAUAUAGAAGAUGAUAAUUAUUUAAUUGAAUUUGCAAACAUAACACAGAAUUUAAUGAGUGUUAUACAUUCAUUGAUAUUAAAUCCAGGGCAUUUCACUUUGAUCGUGCCGCCACUCAUAAAUAAUCUUAGGCCUUACUUAGGAAUUCCUAGUCAAUUUCAAGAAAUUAUGAAGAUAAUAAUUCAACAGUCUAUAAAUGAGGGUAAUUUCCGGUACAGUGGUGCUCGACUUUGCGCCUCUUUGGACAAUAGUGUGACUCCCAUAGAACAGACGUCUUUCAGAUGGACUUUGUAUACUUUGUGUAAAAGUGAAACAGACUGUCAAGCUUCCAACUGGCAGCAAAAGGAGAAUCAUACAGAGGAAGAACAGAAGAAGUGUCACGGGUUGAUAUUACUUCUAGCUGAAUUGGUUACUCAAAUGGAUCAUGCUUCUGCGUUUACUUUAGGAAACUUAUUAAUUCAGUUUAUUAUUAUUAUAUUAAAAAAGCCUGCGCCGAAUUCUGUCAAGAACAUCUGUCAAGCCCUUAAGUUGGCAGGACAAACUUUAGAGAAGGAUAAAGUUGAAUGUCGACGCAAAGAGAUGGAGAAUAUGAUGCGAGCUCUAACGGAAAUUGUAACGGAGGGUAGAGUGGAUUCACACAUAGGACAUAUGGUACAUAGUGUCCACGAAUUGAGAAACGGAAACUGGGGUCAGAGUUUCGAUAAUUCCACGACAGUGGAAUCAAUAGAGCCAUUAGAUCCCAACCAGGCCAUCGAUGAACCAGUUUUAUAUGGUCCUGACGGCAAGCUAUUAACCCCGGAGGAAAAUGAAUUCUUAGAAGAAGUUUCCGAUAGCACAAUGAACAUCGAAGAUCACAUCAUAUCGGAACAGGGAUAUGAAGGUGAAGAAUCAUGGAUGUCGGAGGACGACGACAUAGAUGCAGCAUACGAAGAGUUUUUAAAGAAUAUUCCGAAGCAGAUUAAAAACCAGACAAAAAAAUAAUUGGGGACACACGACGAUGGUUACCUACUAUAAGUCAUUAUUGUGUAAUUUCGUCUCAUAGUUGGAAACUAUGAGGGUGGUUUCCUAAAUUUCGUUCGAAAAUUUUUAUAAUGUAAAACGAAGCGCAGACUAAAUCGAAUGGUAUGCUGGAACCUUUUUUUGCAUUUGUACAAUAGAUCAUCGGAUAGAUUAGUCUCGAGUUUUUAUUUAUGAAUAUACUCCAGGAAACUAUAUCGUUUCAAUUACAAUUUUUCGCGCAGACAUCUAUAAUAAAUUGUUUUCCUUUUUUUAAACUCAUGUAUCACAUUUAUAACCGUGCAUACAGUUUCUUAAAUUUAGCAAUGAAUAUCGCAAAAGUUUGUUCCUAGGACGAAAGACGGUAUAAUCUAUUUGUCUAUGAUAUACAAGUUUAUUAUUAAGUUAUUUAAAUUAUUGUAAUAAAUCAGCCAAACAAAUAAGGUAAAAUAUUAA
Molecule: messenger RNA, 2297 nt
Organism: Bombus terrestris (buff-tailed bumblebee)
Lineage: Eukaryota; Metazoa; Arthropoda; Insecta; Hymenoptera; Apidae
Gene: Paip1
Exons: 8
Coding region: 309-1826 (505 amino acids)
Biological process (GO): regulation of translational initiation
Molecular function (GO): translation activator activity
Source: RefSeq, a predicted model, not a curated record